AUGGAUGAUCCAAAGCAGGUAGAAAAUGAAUUUAAAGACAAAUUUAAAAAACUUCGAAAAACACAUAAAAAAAAUAAAUUGGAAAUUUUGAAAGAACUUGCAAAAAAGCCACAAUUUAAAAACCUUGCAAAAAAACAGAUUUUAGAAUACAAUAAAAGAAGAAAACAACAAAAUAGAUACAAUAUGAUAUAG
Molecule: messenger RNA, 192 nt
Organism: Dentiscutata heterogama
Lineage: Eukaryota; Fungi; Glomeromycota; Glomeromycetes; Diversisporales; Gigasporaceae
Source: the annotation of a GenBank genome assembly